AUGGUAGAUGAAACAAGUGGAUUUCACCAUAUUGAAUUUCAUACAAUACAGCCCAAUCAUACACUUGAUGUACUCGUACGUAUAUAUGGUUUUCAAAUAAUUGCUCAACGUACUACAUUAAAUUAUUCUCAAUGGUUUCUUAAAUCUUAUGAAUGUCAAUUAUUAAUUUCAUCUGUAUUAAAUUCAGAUCUAAACGAUGAAAUCAUUUUAACUAACAACUAUUAUGAUAUUUUAACUCCAAUAAUUCGUAACUCAACAACUCGUGAUUUGAUUCUUGAUCGUGAUACAGUGUUCAAUAUUGCCCUUCAUGUUAAAUCUAUUCAAUCGAUUCUCGAUAAGAAUUCAGAUGUGCAAGUACUCGUAUCGCUUCGACAGGCCAUCGAUGAAUAUGGAUCGAUAGAAUAUGCUUGUAUUAAAUCAUGCAUUGGAAAUGUGAUUCAUACAUUGAUUGAUGCAUCUCAAUAUUUAGGGCCCUGUCUACCAGGUUUUACACAAGUAUCAAUCUCGAAACAAGACGGAUUUACUCCGUUGAUGAUUCAUGGCAUUGAUCAUAUUGCAUUUGCUGUGGAAAAGCAUUCAGCAUUAUCAAGUAUUGCUUGGUACGAAAAAGUGUUCGGUAUGAAACGGUUUAUAGUUAAUCGAGAGGACGAUCCAUUUCAAGGAUUUACUGUACGUCUUGGUACAGUCGGUAUGCGUCUAUUCGCUAGUGAAUUUUGGAAAUGUGCUGAAACAGCUGUUGUCAACGAGAAAAAGUCAAAUGUAAAAUUGGUUUUUGGUGAAUCGUUGAUAGAAAAUGGUUCUGGUUCAUCAGAUCAAAUAACAACUUUUAUACGUAAACACAAAGGUCAAGCUGGUAUUCAACACAUUGCGUUCACGUGCGUCGACAAUAUAAAACAUGUUGUACUUAUAGCAAAAGCAAAUGGUGCUCAGUUUCUAUCUCCCUUAGCCGAUUACUAUCGACAAGAAAAUAACGGUCGUAAGAUUGAAGAAGCUGGCGAAAAUGUUAGUGAACUAGCUGAAUUAGGAAUUCUAUUGGAUGAUGAAGCUGAUGAUUGUAAUAGAUUAUGUUCAAAUAAAAGAAUUCUCUUACAAAUCUUUACAAAAUCAAUUUUUAAUAAUGAUACAUUCUUUUUGGAAUUUAUUGAGAGACGUGGUGCAACAGGUUUCGGUGCUGGAAAUAUUCGAAUUUUGUGGAAAAUUGUUCAACAACAAAUCAAUGGUGAAACAUAG
Messenger RNA from Rotaria socialis, 1230 nucleotides. NCBI's taxonomy places the organism in Eukaryota, Metazoa, Rotifera, Eurotatoria, Philodinida, Philodinidae. The record is from the annotation of a GenBank genome assembly.